UUUCUCGAAGACGUGUCGUAUUUUCAUUCAAAGAAGUUGGACGAGGGGAGUUGUUGGCUUGAUCCAGCGCGUGCGAGACACGUCGCUUUACGGCUUUGCCUAGUAAGUCGUCGCGCAUUGAGGUAGAUCAAUUGUGCAAGUGUCGUCGUCGUCAUCAUUUGGCCAGCGGCGUCGAGAGAGGGUUCCUUGCGGCGAGACGCGGACGCAGAAAAAGACCUGCGAUGCGACGAUUCAGCGGUGAAAUGCCUGCGCUCUUGCUGAUCCUCGCGGUGUGCCUGCAAUCGCCGUUCAUUGUCUCCGGCAAAUCCUUGAAGGAAGGUGAAUGCGAGGUGUGCGUGGGUGUUCUCAAGAAGCUGCACAAUCGGCUUGAAGUGGAAGAGAGGACCAACGAGGACUCCAUCACAGCGGGAUUCAUGGAAUUCUGCAAGGAGUCUAAAGGACCAGAGCAUCGCUUUUGCUACUAUGUGGGUGGCCUUGAAGAGUCUGCUACACGUAUUGUGGGUGAGAUGGCCAAGCCCUUCAGCUGGGGCAUGCCCCACUUGAAGGUGUGCGAGAAGCUGCUGGCCAAGGAUGCCCAGAUCUGCGACCUCAAGUACCCAAAGGUUAUCGACUUGAAGACUGUGGACCUGAAGAAGCUCAAGGUCAAGGACCUGAAGAAGAUCCUCAACGACUGGGACGAGCGGUGCGAAGGCUGUGUCGAGAAGACGGAUUUUGUCAGGAGAAUAGAGGAGCUCAAGAAGGUUCACAUGCGCGAAGAACUUUGACCUCCACGCAACGUGUCUUGUCUCACUGUACAAAUGGACCACCACAAUGGCUGCCACUGCAAGACAAUUCACUCUCUCUGGUCACCGAUCCUUUUGCCCCCCUCCUUUUUGUUGUUGUUAUUGUUUGCAAGGCAGUGGUUACAUUUUCGGGGAAAGGGUGGGUAGCAUUCUAAUUUAUCAACUUUUUACACUGCUUCUAUGUACAGGGCAUUGAGUAAAGGACUCCCAUUUUUUUUUCUUUUCAUGCGUGUACGCACAGGAAGUCAUAUUUUCGUUCCUUCACACAUGAAACUCUGUGCGCUCAUUGUACUGUUCGAAGUGGCCUGGAAUGAAGCCCUCAUGUUGUGAUGACUACGUUCUGGGUGGACAGCAUUGGGACUAAAAAUGGAAACUUAUUCAUUGGCAAGCAAAAUUAAAACUCUUUGUGCGUUCUC
Rhipicephalus microplus (southern cattle tick) is the source of this 1198-nucleotide messenger RNA. It is a transcript of the gene Manf, whose product is annotated as mesencephalic astrocyte-derived neurotrophic factor. Gene Ontology annotation, cellular component: endoplasmic reticulum. Gene Ontology annotation, biological process: dopaminergic neuron differentiation; neuron projection development. The record is from RefSeq and is a predicted model, not a curated record. Lineage: Eukaryota; Metazoa; Arthropoda; Arachnida; Ixodida; Ixodidae.